Molecule: messenger RNA, 1067 nt
Organism: [Torrubiella] hemipterigena
Lineage: Eukaryota; Fungi; Ascomycota; Sordariomycetes; Hypocreales; Clavicipitaceae
Source: the annotation of a GenBank genome assembly
CGAACAACCCUCGCGGCCCCAACUUCUUCGACAACCGCUGUGACCGAUCGCGCGCCAAGAAUAACGACCCCAGCGUCUUACCGGCAAUUGAAUCUCGCAGUCAAACUCGACAUUCGAACGAUACUGAUAUCGCGCCAAACACGUCCACCGCGCCAAUGGCUGCCCCUAUGAAGACGCUGGCGAUGCGCUGGCCAGCUCCCACCAUCGCCGCACGCCAGACGACCUCAUCUGGUUUUGCCGCGCAGUGUCCCCGAUCCUCCUUCUCGACCAUUUGCCAAGCUAAGCGCCCUGCUGCUACCCAGAUGCUUGAGGCUUCACGAUCCUUCUCCCGCGCCAACCAUACCAUCAGCUUCCGCAUCCCUGCUGUCUCGUGCCUCCGCGCUGGAAAGGCGCUUGGCGCCUCGCCUCUCGCCUCGUCCGGCCGAUACUUUACUAGCACAACCUCCAAGCUCAACGAUACCGCUGCCGCUGCUGCUGCCAAGGCCUCUGCUGCCAGUGCCUCGCUCGAUUGGAACUCCUUCUUCCAGCUCCGUGUCAAGCGCCGACGCAUCCAACUCUUCUUCUCUGUCACAAUGGGUCUGGUCGGUGGUGCAGGAGGUGCUAUCCUCUUGUCCACUGGUCUUGCUGAGCCCCUCGUUGCUCAGGUUCCCCUUGACCCGUUUGUCACCCUUGGUCUGAUGACUGUCGCUUGCGCUGGCCUCGGAUGGCUCGUGGGCCCUUCCAUUGGCAGCCAGAUCUUCUACUUCAUGAACAGACGAUACAAGUCGCAGAUGCUGCAAAAGGAAAGCGAAUUCUUUGCCAGAGUGAAGAAGAACCGUGUUGACCCUUCCAACUCGAGCGCUGGAAACCCAGUUCCCGAUUUCUACGGCGAAAAGAUUCAGAGCGUUGCUGGAUACCGCAGAUGGCUCAAGGAUCAGCGUGCCUUCAACAGAAAGAAGACCGCUGCUUUCGUUUAAAGCGGGUGCCAAAGGAAACGAGCAAAAGAUUGUAGUGUAUUGGGAAAGGCUACUUAUGCGGAGAGACGCCAUGGCGCUUAAUGUAAGCAAGAUAUGGUCUUCUAAGAAACG